UUUCACAUUGGCACAUACAUUUUACAAAUGUAUAAUGCACUUACUGAUAAGACUUUACUGUUAAUGCAAAUAAUGCAAAUAAUAAUAAUAAUAAUAAAACUUAAAAAAAUAAACCAUUCAGCACUAUUGCAUUUUCAUGGAGUCAGAUCAGAAAGAUUGUUUAUAUUCUGUGCAAAUUCAUCAGUGCCGGUUUUUCAGGGGUUUAGAUCAUGUAUGCAAAAGGCUAUUUAGACCCCAGGCAAAAUAUUAUUCACUGAUUUUUCUGAUUACUAGAGUGGACUAUACUUGCUAUGUCAUUAUGACAGGUUGGAGUUGUAGGUCUAAGUCAACAUACCCUGAUCCCUUUGAUUGCCAUGAGUUUAUGUGUAGUAAUACUAAAACAUGAACUUUGAAAGAACAUUUGAAUAUUUGUUGAAUAUUUGGUAUUUUACAUCACACAAUGUUCAGUGCCAGGGCAACCAAGAUAUCAUUUUGAAUGCUCCAAAUUCACUGGAACAAGCAUAAGAACAAAAUCACAAGUGCACACGUGUUGUGAAUUGGGUAGAAAAUGUCCAUGGGAAGUUCUCCUUUGUGCAUAAACAUAAUCCACAAACAUUUAUUAGUGAUUGAGAUGCAUAGAUUGAUUCUGCGCUACAGGACUGAGAUAAUCCUUCUUUCUGUUAAUAUCGCCACCCAUUUGAACCUUGUCCUGACUCAUUUUAAGAUGGUACUUUAACCUGUGUGGUUAGACUGCAUGAGUGUGUUUCUUCAUUGAUCUCCUUCAACUGCCACUGUCCUUCACACCACUGAUAAAAUGGCUAGCUUGUGGUUGCUCUUGGGUCUCUUACUUUCUAGUUCAGCUGAAGCUGGGAAACUGUUGGUUAUACCAUCAGAUGGCAGUCACUGGUUGGGGAUGAAGCCUAUUGUGGAGGAGCUGGGGAGGAGAGGAAACCAGGUGGUGGUUGUCAUCCCAGAGGCGAGUCUGAGCAUGGGUCCUUCAGAGCAUACCACCACUCUGACAUAUGCAGUGAACUACACCACGGCUGAAUUAAAAGCGAGCAUAGCAGAUGAAUUCAACACCAUUCUGAGCAUUGAUAUCUCUACAGACCUAGCCAAGUUUCAGGCAUUCAUUAUCUCACUGGAUGUUCUGCCCAUGUUUAUAUUGAGGAAUGCAGAGGGUUUGCUCUUCAACAAAGACUUGAUGAAGAAACUGCAAGAGUACAACUUUGAUGCGAUUCUCACAGAUCCAUUUGAGCCUGUUGGAGCUAUAGCUGGUGAAUAUCUCUCCAUUCCAGCUGUUUAUAUGCUAAUAAACCAUCCUUGUGGUGUCGAUACUCUUUCCAGUCAAUGUCCAGCACCAGCUUCUUAUGUUCCACAGCCUUUAACUCAUUUUACUGACCGCAUGAAUCUCUGGCAAAGAAGUGUGAACCUGGUGAGGACUCUUCUUCAGCCCAUGGCUUGUGAGCGAAUGUUUGCUCAUGCAGAUGAGAUCGCUUCACAUGUACUUCAGAGAAAAACAUCGAUGGUGGAGAUCAUGAGCCAUGCAGCUCUCUGGUUUUUGCGUUUUGACUUUGCUGUGGAAUUCCCACGUCCAGUGAUGCCUAACAUGGUGAUGAUUGGAGCAACAGUUAGCCAGAAACCCAAACCUCUGUCACAAGAGCUGGAGGAGUUUGUCAACGGUUCUGGAGAGCAUGGGUUUGUGGUCUUCACUCUGGGCUCCAUGGUGUCCCAGUUACCCGAGGCCAAAGCCAGAGAGUUCUUUGAGGCAUUCAGGCAGAUACCUCAGAGGGUGCUAUGGAGGUACACUGGACCAGUCCCUGAAAAUGCUCCAAAGAAUGUCAAACUUAUGAAGUGGCUGCCACAAAACGAUCUCUUGGGCCAUCCUAAGGUUAAGGCUUUCAUUACACAUGGUGGAUCACAUGGAAUCUAUGAAGGAAUCUAUAAUGGGGUGCCAAUGGUGAUGCUUCCUCUGUUUGGUGACCAAGGGGAUAACGUUCAACGCUUAGUGUCUCGAGGAGUUGCAGAAACCCUGAGUAUCCAUGAUCUGACCGCAGAAAAACUGCUGGUUGCAUUGAGAAAGGUCAUCAGUGAUAAAAGCUACAAGGACAAGAUGACCGAGCUUUCAGCUAUUCAUAGAGACCGUCCCAUUGAGCCUUUGGACCUGGCUGUGUUCUGGACUGAGUUUGUUAUGAGACACAAAGGGGCAGCGCAUCUUAGACCUGCAGCCCAUGAGCUGAACUGGAUUCAGUAUCAUUCUCUGGACGUCAUUGGCUUUCUCCUUCUCAUUCUAGUGACAAUUAUUUUUGUGACUGUCAAAAGCUGCAUGUUCUGUUUCAGGAAGUGUUUCAAGAAAACUCAGAAAAAGAAGAAGGAGUAAAUUUUUCAAGUCAUCAUUUUGCAAUGUCUGUUUCUGUGGGGUGAUUGUUUAGAGACUUGUUUAAUCUGUGAUUUUAUAAACUGCAUACCUCUAUUCCCUGGGUCAGUGACUUUAAUAAAGCCUCACAAAACCUGAACGUGUCAGGUAAACAUUUA
Molecule: messenger RNA, 2511 nt
Organism: Carassius carassius (crucian carp)
Lineage: Eukaryota; Metazoa; Chordata; Actinopteri; Cypriniformes; Cyprinidae
Product: UDP-glucuronosyltransferase-like
Exons: 5
Coding region: 794-2356 (520 amino acids)
Molecular function (GO): UDP-glycosyltransferase activity
Source: RefSeq, a predicted model, not a curated record